This is a messenger RNA of Calypte anna (Anna's hummingbird), 5422 nucleotides long. It is a transcript of the gene TMEM181, whose product is annotated as transmembrane protein 181. Gene Ontology annotation, molecular function: toxic substance binding. The transcript is spliced from 17 exons. The coding region runs from base 232 to 1788 and encodes 518 amino acids. The record is from RefSeq and is a predicted model, not a curated record. Lineage: Eukaryota; Metazoa; Chordata; Aves; Apodiformes; Trochilidae.
CCCCGCGGGUGCGGGCCGUGCGGCGAGGGCCCGCCCCUGCCACUGCCGCCUCCCCAGCCCAGGCUGCUGCUGCUGCCGCUGCUGCUGCCGCUGCUGCUGCCAGUGCUGCUGCCGGUGCUGCUGCCGCUGCGGCGGCUCUUGCGCAGCCCCCGCCCCGCGGCCGCGCAGCGCCGGGCGGGCUCUGGUAGGGCGCCAUGGCGGAGCGCGGGCACUGAGGCGGCGCGGGGCGGCAUGGAGGCGGAUUUCGCCGCCUUUGGGAGCCCGCUGUGCGGCGAGGUCAAGCGCUUCUGCAGGCGGGUGCGGGAGACCUACCGGGAGAUCAAGGAGGACCUCACCCCCUACAAGGAUGACCGUUACUACCGGUUGGCACCAAUGCGAUUGUAUACACUGUCCAAACGCCAUUUUGUUCUGGUCUUUGUAGUUUUCUUUGUUUGUUUUGGUCUGACAGUCUUCAUAGGAAUUGCAGGUCCUAAUGUAAUUGAAACUUCUGUAGCAAGAACUGACUUAAAUAACAGCAUAAAGCUGAAGCCAUUUAAUUUAAGUUCACCACCACUGUCUACUUACAACCAGCAGCUGUGGCUGACCUGCGUGGUAGAGUUGGAUCAUGAGGAGGUAUCCCUCAAAAAGAAUGUUACUAUGACAGUUAAAGUACUUGGGGUGGUGAAGGAUGGAAGUACACCAUAUGUUAAUAAUCAAGUUCACAAUCGGACGAGAUUACUCAGUUGUGCACAAAAAUGCAGUGAAAUCAUUGUUGCUCACCUUGGCUACCUGAACUACACUCAGUACAAUAUAUUUGUCAGCUUUGAAGAUCUAAGUAAGUUAACAUACAGCAUCCAGAAUAUUACUUUCACAUGGAAGACCUACAAUCCAACUUUUUCACAAGUGGAAAUAUGGUUCCGAUUUGUCUUUGUAGUUCUGACUUUUAUGGUCACGUGUCUGUUUGCACAUUCCUUGCGGAAAUUCUCCAUGAGAGACUGGGGUAUUGAACAGAAAUGGAUGUCUGUCCUCCUCCCCCUCCUACUACUUUAUAAUGAUCCAUUUUUCCCACUGUCUUUUCUGGUAAACAGCUGGUUUCCUGGAAUGUUGGAUGAUCUAUUCCAGUCACUCUUUCUUUGUGCACUGUUGUUGUUCUGGCUUUGUGUCUACCAUGGUAUAAGAGUGCAGGGGGAAAGGAAGUGUUUAACUUUCUAUCUGCCCAAAUUGUUUAUUGUUGGAUUAUUGUGGCUGGCCUCUGUUACACUGGGUAUAUGGCAAACUGUUAAUGAAGUACAUGAUCCUACAUAUCAGUACAGGGUUGACACAGGUAAUUUCCAGGGAAUGAAAAUCUUCUUCCUUGUGGUGGCAACAACAUAUGUUCUUUACCUUUUGUUCCUGAUAGUGAGGGCAUGCUCAGAACUUCGGAACAUGCCUUAUGUUGAUCUCAGGUUAAAAUUCUUGACUGCAUUAACAUUUGUAGUGCUUGUAAUUAGCAUUGUUAUACUCUACCUACGCUUUGGAGCACAAGUUCUACAGGACAACUUUGUUGCUGAGCUGUCAACUCAUUAUCAGAAUUCAGCAGAAUUCUUAUCAUUUUAUGGUUUAUUGAACUUUUAUCUCUACACAUUAGCCUUCGUGUAUUCCCCCUCAAAGAAUGCACUAUAUGAAUCACAGUUGAAAGACAACCCUGCAUUUUCUAUGCUGAAUGAUUCAGAUGAUGAUGUGAUUUAUGGGAGUGACUAUGAAGAAAUGCCACUUCAGAAUGGCCAAGCUAUCAGAGCCAAGUAUAAAGAGGAAUCGGACAGUGAUUGAGUUUGAUGUAGACAGACUUGCUCAGCUGGAAUUCACCCAAUUUUGAAGUUUUCCUAGAUGGACAACUUCCUUGGCUUCCUUAGUCUCCUGUCAUCUGAACAUGGACUCCCAGGAAGGAUAUCCUACUUCUGUUACUGUUUACAAAGUUAAAACUGAAAAAAAAGAACAUUCAAAGGUUGUGGUGAAAACUAAGAAACCAAAAUUUUUACCCAUCAUAGGAAAUGGCCGAUAGCAUGAUGUCUGUGGACUAACAUCUGUAAUUGUGUUUCCAUUUAAGUGUCACUGAUCAUAUGCUGAUUUGAAUUGCUUCCUUGAUGCUUGUUUUUUUGGGGAUUGUUUUUUAUUUUAAGGAUUAUGUACAGCAUACUGGUAUUCAUCUCUUGCAUUUGUGUUAGCUCCUCUGUAUGUUGUAUGUUGUUCACUGCUGUAUGAAGUGCCUCAUUUCCCAAUUUUCUGCAUUAGUCUUCUGAGCUGGAGGCAGGGAGUGAAAUGAUCUAGGGUUUUCUUUAAGAAUGUUUUAAGAGACAAUUUAAAUGAGUUUACCAGUUUUGUCAGCCUGAGAUAUAUGCAAACAGUCACACAUAUGACUGUGUCAUAUGACUAUUUCAUAUGAACUAAAAUAGUCACAGUGGUGCAAAAUUAUUUGUAUAAUAUAUGUUACAAAAUGUGCUUUGCCACCACAACAGUAUUUGGUUUCUUUUUUUGUUAUUUUAAACAGCCCUUUCAAAUUGAAAUAUUUAGGCAGCAACAUCUCUUAGAAGAAAGCCAGUGCUCUUCUUUCUGGGGUUUUUGUAUGCUGGAGGAGAUUGUUACACUUACAGGAAAUACAGUAUGAAAGUUUCAUAUAGAAUUACAAUUCCCAAACAUUUCAUUUUUAGAGGCUUUCUCUAUGUCAGAAUUUUAUUUGAAGUUGUAUUCAUAGAUAAUUAAUCUACAUCACAGGAACAACCAUCGUUGCUCCUGUAUUGAACGUGCAUGAGAAUUAGCUUUUGAGAACGUUCUGUUCAUGGCUCAGCUUCUUUAUCACUGUUACCACCUGUACCAACUGUUCACUAGCACAUUCUGUGUAUUCCAGUCUCUGCUGGAACAGAGUUUUAUGGGAAUUACAUAUUCCUAGUACAAUGCUGCUGCUUCUGUAUUUAAAAGUUGGUUUAAUCCUACACCAUUGUUCAGUUCUUUAUUUAAGUGGAAAUUGUUUGUUUCUAACUUCUUCUGUUUUCAGGUACUUGACCUGUCUAAAAAUACCUUUCUUUUUGUCAUUGAUUCAUAACUGUGAUUUGUUCUUGUAGAAUUUCUCUGCCCUGCUGCUGUAGUAAAGACUCUCAGAAGCAUUGUUAAUGCAUUAGACAGAAAAUGGUGCUGGCUUAUACUAGGGAUUGUACUCAUCACUGAACUAGUUUAAGCAGAAGAGUGCAAUGAAACCUUACUAGACUUGCUUAAUGAUACUGGGGAAAAUCUAGAUGUGUUCUGCUUUGAUGCAGCAACUGUUCUAGACCAUUCCUGUUGCAAUAAUCUCCUGGUCGCUGUUCCAGACCAUGAAGGGGAAAUUUCACAGGACAGCAGUUCACUUGGAGAGGACCAAACUACUUCACGUGGCUGCAUCCUUGCUGUUGUAGAUGAAACUGUUCAGAUUAAAUCAAUGCUCUACUAGAUACAAAUGUGGUAAGAUACUCUGUUUGUGCAAGAGAAAAUACUUCUUAAAAUUAUGUGAAGCUACGAAAUUUGUAUUUGAAAUUCAUAACUGUCUGUGCCAGGAAUCAUUUAUGUGUUAGAAGCCAAAGUACUACUGUGCAGGUACAGCAAGGAAGCUGCUGGGGAGGGGAGCUUUUUUUCCUUUUGUUUCUUAAUUACUUUGUGUCAGUUUAAAAAAACAUAUAGGAAUGCAUUAAAGACAUAUUUUAAGUUAAUGGUGUCUUUUUUUUCCAAGUGAACUGUAGUAAGCUGUACCUUCAGUGCUUUCUUUUACUUUUUUUUUUAAUAAGCAUGAGGGAUGAUCUUUGUAUCUCAUUUUUAUCAUUCUCCAAAUGACUCUCUUACAGGUGUUUGAAUUUGCAAAGUCAGACUUGGCAGCCAACUAGGCAGCCUCUGCAUACCCCAAAUCCCUUUGACUUCUUUUGGAGUAACAGUGGGUCCAGGAAUUAGGGAUUUAAAAAAUCCUUAUAUAUUUUUUUAAUCUCUUUGAGUAUGAUAUUGUUUAAUUCUAAAUUUGUUCUAAAUUACUUUGAAGAGAUCAAAUGUGCAAAGUAUACUGAUGUUUCUUAUCACAGUGUGAACUGUGUCAUGCUUUGGGAUUUCACUAACUAAAGAAAGAAAUUUAAUCUUUAGAUUAAAAUCAACUUUAGCUGAUGUUUUUCUUCUAAGCUGUUCUCAGCCCAUUUUCCUUGGUAUUUUGUUUGCAUUGGCUUUUCUACAUCACUACAUUCAAAGUGGAAAUAGGAAAGGUGAGAAUUGGAAAUGUACUUGAAGUAAGUAUCUCACUAUGAAAGUAGUGAGAAAAUAAUUUCCUUGCUAAUUUUUAGAGAUUAUAUUUAAACGUUUGCCAUGCAAAAUACUUCUGUAUUUCAUAAGUGCUAGAGCGUAGUGGUAACCUUGGUUGAAGCACUGUCACAUCAAAUUCAGUACACAGUAAGAAGGCAAAAGCAGUGAAGCAGGUGAGGAAAUAAUUUUGCUAGCAAGAAAUGUCAGUGUCAUUCCUCUUCUUUCCACAACUGGAAAGCAGAGACAGUAACUGAGGAAGAAUACUACAACAUGGAUUUUAAGCAGCCUGGGAGCAGGUGCCAUAAAUUUACCUGAGUAAAGCACUGUAACCUAGGGGUGAAACAGAAGCAAUCUGGACAAGGAACUAGCCUGGCUUUCCUUUGAUUACUGCUAAAAUAAUUAAAUAUUUUCAUCAGUAGUGGAACUGUAUUCAGUGAGAAAAGUAUGCAGGAAGGCCCCACAGCACACAGUGUUACUGUGCUAAAGGAGAUGUCAGCAAUUAAAUAACUGCAAGGCUUCCAUAUGUGCAGUGAUCAAGAGUCUUUUAAGAAAUCAGUAGUCUUUGGGUGUGAGCCACUCAUGGCAACAUGAACUCUGCUAUGACUGGAAUCAGGAAGCCUAAUGCUUAACCCCUGUCAGGAAUAGCCAGUGCAGCAGACACAUGGAACUAAUCCUGGUGAAAAAUGGAAGGAUGAUUCCAGCUAGAAAAGAUUUAGCUCCGUUUUCUUUCUCUGACCCAAAAGACAACUUUGGAUUCAGUCCAGUAUUUUUCCCCAUUUCCUUUUGCUUAUACCCAUAAUAACCUUGGCAUUAUUGUAAAUUUUUUUUAGAAGUUUGUAAAUAUGUAAAAUGAAAAUAUGGGAAAAAUGUAUACCAAAAUGGUAUAAAAAUGUGUAAGAUAAAUGCUCUGUUUAAUGAGAAGCUGUAAUUAAAUGCUGCAUUGAGAAACUGUGUAUGAGCAAGUGUUAAAUAUGCUACCUGUCUAGAAGUGUGUUAACAGCAAAUUACCCAUUUACGUCCGAAAACAUCAUGCUAAGACAAAAUAUGAAGGAAAAAACUAUUUUACUUCAAGAAAAAGUUGGGUAUUGAGUUUCUUGGAAGACUUAAUGUGCAUAAUCACUGUUAAAUAUGUUCAUAAUAAAGUUUUUAUACUGUA